Messenger RNA from Manacus vitellinus (golden-collared manakin), 1920 nucleotides. RefSeq names its product chromatin licensing and DNA replication factor 1 (gene CDT1). The coding region runs from base 1 to 1356 and encodes 451 amino acids. Gene Ontology annotation, molecular function: DNA binding; DNA polymerase binding. The transcript has 9 exons. Gene Ontology annotation, biological process: DNA replication checkpoint signaling; regulation of DNA-templated DNA replication initiation; DNA replication preinitiation complex assembly. Lineage: Eukaryota; Metazoa; Chordata; Aves; Passeriformes; Pipridae. The record is from RefSeq and is a predicted model, not a curated record. Gene Ontology annotation, cellular component: nucleus.
AUGGGCCAGAGCCUGCUCCCACUCCUGGGUACUGCCAACAGCACACAGCCACAGCGUGGGGACGGGGAUGAUGUGGGACCAGCACAGGACCUGCGGGGCCACCUGGAGCGAGUGCGGCAGCUGGAGCUGCGGAUCCGGCAGAGGAAAGCGGAAAGUGAAGCCACAUCGGGAGCACGGCCAUCCAGGGACACUGGAGCAGCAGCUCCUGCGGCAGAGGCCGGAGAGAAGCCCCCAGCAUACCAGCGGUUCCACACCCUUGCUCAGGACCUGCCCCCAGGGCUCACGCUGCCCUACAAGUUCAAGGUGCUGGCAGAGAUGUUCCGCAGCUUGGACACCAUCGCCGGGAUGCUCUUCAACCGCGCCGAGACCAUCACCUUCGCCAAGGUCAAGCAGGGGGUGCAGGACAUGAUGCGCAGGCAGUUUGAGGAGCGUCACGUGGGGCAGAUCAAGGCUGUGUAUCCCACCUCGUACCGGCUGCGCCAGGAGAAGAACAUCCCCACGUUUGGUGAUGGCAGGAAGAAGUCAGAGUACCAGCUCACGCUGGAGCCAGUGGUGGGAGAAGAGGAGAAGGUGGAUGGUCGCCCUCACCUGUCGGCAUCGCGGUUGUUGGAGCGCAGGAAGGAAUUCCGUCGGAACCUGGUGAACAUCGUCAAGCAGCACCACAAGGCAUUCCUGGCUGCUCUCAGCCCUCCCCUGGAGGUGCCAGAGGACAAGCUGACCCGCUGGCAUCCCCGCUUCAAUGUGGAUGAGGUGCCGGACAUCAGCCCUGUGGAGCUGCCACAGCCACCACAGGAGGACAGGCUGAGCACAGCCCAGGAGGUGCUGAACACAGCUCGGGGGAUGCUGAGCCCCAAGAUGGAAAAAGCUCUUGCCAACCUGGCCUUAAGAACAGCCGAAGCCGGUGCGGGGGAACCGGUGCUUUCCAAAGCACCGUCCCCUGCCAGCACCGCCAGCGCUCUCAAAGGGGUGUCCCAGGCGCUGCUCGACAGGAUCCGGGCAAAGGAGGCGCGGAAGCUGCAGGCGCUGAUGACGCGGGACACGCAGCAGGAGGAGCGCGUGGCCAUGCUGGGCCGGCUGCCGGCCAUGGCCCGAGUCCUGCGCAGCGUCUUUGUGGCUGAGAAGAAGCAGGCGCUGCCCAUGGAGGUGGUUUGUGCCCGCCUGGGCGACAGCUACGACGAGCUGAUGGCACCUGCUGAGAUGGAGAAGCACCUGCGGCUCUUCGCGGAGCUCCUGCCUGACUGGGUGGGCAUCCACGCCAUCAGGACAGACACCUACAUCAAGCUGGACAAAGAGAAGGACCUUGGCCUCAUCACUGAGAGGCUCACCAAGGCGGCGAAGGAGGCGGAAGCCCUCUGAGCCCCCUAGGGAUCGAGGUUUGCCCUGUGCAAUCUCCUCUAAAUGUAGCAAAUCCCAACUGCACUCUGAGUUCUGGUGUGGGCUGAUGGGAGGCUUAUCCUCAGGGCUGUCUGAGGAAGGGCAAAAUGCCUUAAUUUUUUUAUUUAAGGGAUCCUGGGGUGGGACCCAUGAGGGCUGUAGCUCCCCUAAUCCUCAAGCAAUCCUACAUCCUGGGGUGACAAUGCAAGCGACGAAAAUGAGCUGAGGAACCUCUUCUUGGCUUUCCUGUGUUCUACUGAAGUUUUAAUGCAGGAUGUUUCUCCUGAAGAUCUAAUUUUUGAGGUCUCUUCCAUGAACUGGGUCCUGGUGGGGUGAAGGUAGGACAGGGCAGGGUGAGGUGAGAGGGUGACAGGCAGGAAGGAGUGAGAGAGAAAGUCACAAAUCGACGGUCUUGGAGCUUUGGGCCUUGUUCUGUUUUUAAGGGAGGGAAAACGCAUCUUCCAGCCGUCACUGGAAACAACUACAGGACUUGUCAAAACAUAUUUGUAUUAAAUGUUUUAAAUAUAGCUGACUUGUGUUAACCCA